Messenger RNA from Trichoplusia ni (cabbage looper), 1867 nucleotides. RefSeq lists its product as uncharacterized. The transcript is spliced from 2 exons. The coding region runs from base 1283 to 1807 and encodes 174 amino acids. Lineage: Eukaryota; Metazoa; Arthropoda; Insecta; Lepidoptera; Noctuidae. The record is from RefSeq and is a predicted model, not a curated record.
GUGGAAUGGAAAUGUAACUUUAAUGAGAUGAUUAUAAGGUAUAUAUUCUUUUAUACAUGUGGAAGAAAAUAAUUUCAAGAAAAUGGAACGCAGCGGAUGGAUGCGUGAGGAGUAUGUGUGCGAGAGGGAUGGAGAAUAAUGGCAAUUAUGACGGAACGACGAGAACAUAGAAUACGGUGUUUCUUUAUGUUGGAGUCUUUAAUUUGUAAAUAAGUAAGAAAUAAAGGUUUUGAAAGUGUUUCACGCUUUUAUUUUUAUCAUAAAUCCCACAUGUACUAUGUAAAAUGUUUAUUGCAAGUACAAGUACAUAUAUUGCAAGUAACCUUUAGUAUAAAAAGACUAAACUAAGUACAUGUUUUAGUUAAUACACGAGUAAGUAGAACACUAAGGUCCGUAUUACAGAUGGCUACUCAAGUCCAGUUUGAUGUUAAAUCACCUGAUCAUAGUUUAAAUAUUGAAUCUGCACUUGAGGGUCAUUCUUAUUUCAGAGCAUUACUUAAACUUCAAUCAGCUGAAUCGAGAUUCAAAUCGCGUCUCAAGCAGAGAAUAUGCCUUGUUUAUGAAUCAGACUGUCUUCGUUUACAAAUGUAUCUUUCCCGAAAUUCUGGUUCAACAUACGCAAAAUAAGAAUUUAGUUUCAAACCGAAUUAAUAAUUAUAUUGUAGUUUUAAGACAAUAUUAGCUUUUUACCCUUCGAUUUUAUUUAAAAAACUUAAUUUCACGUGGCGUAAAAGUAUUAAAGAAUGUGAAGUCGGAUAUAAUAUUUAAAAAUUCAAAAACACAUUGACGUGUUCCUAGAAUGGAAUGUUUUAUAGGUAUAUCUGUGGUGGUGGAGAUUGACACUUGACAGAAUAAUUUAAAUACAGUUGUUGAUUUUUGUAAUCAAUCUAUUUAUAAUAGUGUAACUUAAUUGUACUUCUCUUUUAUAUUAAUUGUUCUGUAAAAUGUCAGGAAGAAAGAAAAAUUUUAGUGUUUUGGAACGAAAUUUAUUAAUAGAAACUCUCAAAGAGUUCAAAGAUGUUAUAGAAAAUAAAAAAACAGAUAGUGUAAGCGCAGCGAAGAAGAAGUCUGCUUAGGCGCAUAUUGCGGAAAAAUUCAAUGCCUCAUUUAUGAUUAAUGGACCUGUAAGUAUCUUCUUAUAUUUAUAUUCAUUAUUUCCUAACCGUCACUCACCGUUAUGGUUUCAUGUCAGUUUUAAAAGUAUCUUAAUUACGGAUAAAAAAAGUUCUAAGCAGUCAAUAGGUAAUAUAACCUACUAUUGGUCAUUUAUUUUUACUCCUCAAUGUUAAAGGCGUCAGGAGAACAAUUAAGGCGUCUUUGGCAAAAUUUGAAGACCCGGCAAAGAGAUGCUCUCACAAGAGAGCGUCAACAUAGAAUGGCCACUGGCGGUGGUGGUCCCUGCCCUGAUGCUGACAUCGACCCAAAUAUAGCCGAGAUAUCUCCCGCUCUCUUCGUGGAAAUACAGGAUACUUUGGACUCGGACCAUAUUGAGGUAGAAACUGUUCAGGAAACAAGUAACAUGGAAACAGAUGUAACCGCCACUGUUCCUGAUCCUACAUCCAAUCCAAUCAUUUCACAUAGUGAAAUUCAAUCUGAUGAUCCUAGCUCUGAAUUUUCAUCAAAUGAAAAAAAACUGCGUGUACAAAUUUUAAAAGCAGAACACAUCAGCAGAGAAAAAAGAGCAGAAGAAUUACACAAGCUCCAAGUAAAAUUUCUGCAAGAAAAACAUGAUGUAGAAAUGCAAAUUAUGAAAGAAAAAUUAAAAGAAGCGAAAGCUAAAGCCGAGUCAGCACAACAUCACCAGUGAUAUAAGUCAUUUUAAUGUAUUUUUAAUGAUGAAGAAUUAUUUGUAUUAAGACCAUUGAGA